Molecule: messenger RNA, 2253 nt
Organism: Malassezia japonica
Lineage: Eukaryota; Fungi; Basidiomycota; Malasseziomycetes; Malasseziales; Malasseziaceae
Exons: 1
Coding region: 1-2253 (750 amino acids)
Source: RefSeq, a predicted model, not a curated record
AUGGCGAUGAACCCCACCGAGGUGGGGGACACGAGCUGGGUCGCAGCGCUCGCGCGCUAUCAUGCGCCGGGCGCAGCGCCCACACAUACGAUUGAAACAGAAUGGGACGAGAGCAUGUUUGCCAUGGCGCGCCCCAAGCUCGUUCCGACGCACGAAAUGCGCGAAGAUACCGACCUCGCUGCCCCGCACCAACACAACGCGCAGGCGCACAGUGCUCACGACGCAGGCGCCGUGGACACGCGCAAGUCGCGCGCACGGCGCAGCUGGAUUGCUGACCUGUUCCGCCGUGACAGCAGUGAGCCGCCCCGGAUGCUCCGGAACCGGCGCUCGGCGCGCUUCUCGAUGCCGCCGGUCGUUCCCAGCGAUGCAAGCGAGCGCAAAGGUGCGCCGCAGUACAUCCAGCAGCACGUUGUGUUGGGCGAGCGGAGCGCACCAAAUCCGAGCCAAGCGGUCGACUAUAGCGCAGCAAACGUACGCGACUUUGCGCGUUCUACCGCGUCAGGCAGUGCUGGACACACCCAAGGCACGGAGAAGCGCUGGAACGCGGCGCCUGCUCCGUCGUGGGUGCAGCCUGCAUAUGGUGAGCAACUCGCGUACAGAGCGGAGCCUGCGAACGGAGUGCAGUCCACGUAUGGUUCACAGCCCGCGUACGAGCAGCCCGCGUACGAGCAGCCUACGUACGAGCAGCCUACGUACGAGCAGCCUACGUACGAGCAGCCUACAUACGAGCAGCCUACGUAUGAUGCACAGGUACCUGACGUGAACAGUAUACCGAAUGGAACGACUGCGUACGAUUCAUUCGCAUAUGGCUCGGAAGGAGCAUCCGAGGCGGAUACGUCGGCCAAAGACCCAUGCGAUGCAGUCGCGCAAGGACAGCAUCCGUCUGUGCCUUGGGUCGGCUCCAGUGCCGGGAUGUGGCAUACGUACGACACGCUGGCACCUGCGGAUGUGUUCUCCUCGGCGAACGGCGCCGAGCAGCAAGACACGGCGCAGUACGAUGUGCAGCAAUACAGUUGGCAGCAGCAGGAUGCGUCGCAGCAGGACAUGUCGAAGCAGUAUAUUCCUGAGCACGACGCGUCGCAGCAGCACAUGCCCCAAAACGAUGCGCCGCAGCCGGCCGUGUCACAGGAUGACAUGCCGCAGCAAUCCUUGUCGCACCCUACCGCGCAAGUGUACUUGCCUUGGUACGCCAAUGAGGCUGCCGAGGCUCCCACUGAGGCUCCCACGACGCAUUCGCUACCGACCUCAUAUUCGCUCCCUGCGUUCCAAGUGCCGCACGACACGUCGGCCUCGUCGCUGUAUGCCAAAUUGUACGAUACCUCGGCGUCCGACAUGCGCCCCGCACCGGCCAUUGCCCUGGCAAAGCCGCUCCACAAUGAGCCCUCGAUCCCUGGCGCCGACGAUGCGAGUGCUUAUGGCGCGGCCAUGGCGUCGCCGGCCGCCGAUGGUGUGGCGUGGCCGCAGCACAAUGUGCGUCCUGCCGACGUCGACGUCGAGCCGUCGGUCCCAGUGGCACCUGCGCCUCUCCCUCCUACGCCACGCUUCCCUUCCGUGUCGCCACACAUUGCGACGCGGCACUGGAGCAUGCCCCCUGCGCCGCCGCCGAUCGGCGCCCAACGUGGCAUUGCGCCGCCGUUCCUUCCUGCACACAUUCUCACCCUGUCUGAAGAAGCGGGCGACCGCACGAGCGCGUCUGCGCCCCUGCCUGUACCACGCUCUACGUCGAUGCAUGGUGCAUACCGCUGGCGUGCGCGUGGCUCGAUUAGCAUGCGGCGCACCUCUGCGCCCUUGCCACCGAUCCAGCCGCCUCCGCAGACGGAGCUUCCCCCCCUCCCCGAUGCGAGCGUCGUGGAGAGCGUCCCGCCAAGUGUGAUGUCGCACGGCACGCCACGCGAUGCGUACGCCACGCCGAUGAUGGCGGGCUCGGUGCUUAGUACGCCUGACGCACAAGACACGUUGCUGGAAACACCCGUAACCCGCACGCCGUCGCUGAGCCAGUCGUGGGGCAUGGUGCAGAUGCCUGGCGCGUUUGAAUUCUCCCCCGAGUCCAAGCUCCGCCAUUGGGAUAGCCGUCGGAGCAUUGUGCGCUAUGGAUCCCCCCGUCUCGAGCGCUCCGGCAGUGCUGUGCGGCACGCCUCCCCCCGUGCCGAGAAAAGUACUUGGCCGCGCGAGCAGGAGCCUGGCCAGGGCGGGCGCCCCACGUCGCUGCUUGUGUCUGCACGCGACAAGGUCGCAUACGGCUUUGCUGUCUAG